AGGUUAUGAUACGGCUCGAAUACGCUUUCCAUGCGGGUCGUCUCCUGAGCCAAUCCCUACUCAGUUCACCAAACGGUGCAUACUUUACCUAUAUAAGACGAGCAUCACCAUGAGGCAUAAUAUUAGAGAGAUGUGGUUCAGUGAAGGCUCGCUUCGUGGAGCUGCUCCAGUGUCACGAACUACUUCUUCGUAUCUUGCCAGAACCUAUUGAAUAACAGCGCCUCUUGAGACCGUCGAGGCCAUUGACAUCAGGUCAUCGAUAUGAGGCUUCUCGCAAGCUUGUUGCUCGCAGCUACGGCUGUUCAAGCUCACUACACCUUCCCGAGACUAGUUGUUAACGGACAGCCCGAAGAGAGUGACUGGUCAGCCACGCGCAUGACCAAGAAUGCGCAGAGCAAGCAGGGCGUUGAGAACCCAACAAGCGGCGACAUCCGCUGCUACACCUCGCAGACGGCGGCCAACGUCGUGACCGUGCCGGCCGGCUCGACCAUUCACUACAUCUCGACCCAGCAGAUCAACCACCCCGGCCCGACUCAGUACUACCUGGCCAAGGUACCCCCCGGCUCGUCGGCCAAGACCUUUGACGGGUCCGGCGCCGUCUGGUUCAAGAUCUCGACCACGAUGCCUACCGUGGACAGCAACAAGCAGAUGUUCUGGCCAGGGCAGAACACUUAUGAGACCUCAAACACCACCAUUCCCGCCAACACCCCGGACGGCGAGUACCUCCUUCGCGUCAAGCAGAUCGCCCUCCACAUGGCGUCUCAGCCCAACAAGGUCCAGUUCUACCUCGCCUGCACCCAGAUCAAGAUCACCGGUGGUCGCAACGGCACCCCCAGCCCGCUGGUCGCGCUGCCCGGAGCCUACAAGAGCACCGACCCCGGCAUCCUGGUCGACAUCUACUCCAUGAAGCCCGAAUCGUACCAGCCUCCCGGGCCGCCCGUCUGGCGCGGCUAAUCAGUCGAUGAGUAGGAAUGCAUGGUAUCCCUGUUAUCCUCUUUCUCCCGGUGCCUUGAGGGCCAGUUGCAAGCCGGUCUGGUUCACCAAAUGUUUCUCUGAGCUGCUUUGUCCCUUCGUUCCUUGACUUCGGUCUGUCAGGCGUACUCCCAAGAACGACAAGGUAGGAGGGGCAAGGGGAGAGGGAGGAUGGAUGUAUAGUCAGGACGGUCUGAAUGCCAAUCAAAUUCUAAGCGGACUUUGCUCGACGUCUCUUUGUGCGAACCGUGAUCCAUGCGACAGAACUCAAAGCGGCAGAUGGACCCAAUAGACUGAGAUUCACCUCAACAAACGUGUAAUUACUAGAUUCUAAUUACACCCCAUCUCUUAUCCACGAUGAUCGCAACUAGGUAAUUAUAGUACCUCGGUACCUAUCUGACUUAGCCGCCCACGUGUAACUUGAUCAUCAAUAUUCCCUGAGGACACAGACACACACAAGCACACAUAACCUCUUCUCACUUCCCCAUCCUUCUCACCCAUUA
Thermothelomyces thermophilus ATCC 42464 is the source of this 1475-nucleotide messenger RNA. Its product is annotated as glycoside hydrolase family 61 protein. The coding region runs from base 262 to 954 and encodes 230 amino acids. The record is from RefSeq and is a predicted model, not a curated record. Lineage: Eukaryota; Fungi; Ascomycota; Sordariomycetes; Sordariales; Chaetomiaceae. The transcript has 3 exons.